Oenanthe melanoleuca is the source of this 3196-nucleotide messenger RNA. RefSeq names its product neuraminidase 4 (gene NEU4). Gene Ontology annotation, cellular component: lysosome; membrane; cytoplasm. Bases 1167 to 2630 code for a protein of 487 amino acids. Gene Ontology annotation, molecular function: exo-alpha-sialidase activity. Gene Ontology annotation, biological process: oligosaccharide catabolic process; ganglioside catabolic process. Lineage: Eukaryota; Metazoa; Chordata; Aves; Passeriformes; Muscicapidae. The transcript has 4 exons. The record is from RefSeq and is a predicted model, not a curated record.
ACACCAAGUCCAUUUGGCUUGGUGCUGCCAUCCUCACAAACCUUGCUGGCACUGCCACAGCAGCAGGGCAGGGUGGCAGGAUGGGGAGGAUGCCUCUGGGGUCACUUGGCUGGCUGUGAUGCCUUUGGGUGAAGCUGUGGGGCAGCAGCUCCAGCUGGGAAUCAGGAGUGAUGCUGUCAGGGGGAGAGGGGUGAGAAGCAGAGCCAGGAUUUUCCUCAGCUCUGUUUAGCAGCUGAGGCAGGGGUUAACCAGCCCAGGUGUCCAGCAGGAACAACACAGAUUAACAUCACUUUCACAGUCCCGUGUUACAGGAACCCUCACUGAAAUUAACCCAAACCUUGGGAGGCUUUUGUAGCAGCCAGGCGGAGCUGCUGGAGCCACACGUGGUCACCCUGGGCCAUCCCAGGGGCUCUUCCCGGGCGGUUCUGCAGCCUCCGCCUCAGUUUUCCCCUUGGAGCUUCUGAUCCGUGAUUUGCCAUGUGAAUUUUGUCAAGCCCUUUUAUCUAAACUGAUCACAGAGAUGGAAUAUUGGAAUAUAGGUAUAAAAAUCGUUUCUUAGUAGCUGAUCUGUGUGCAGUUUGGGAGGGCUGGGGGUCCUGGGAAGCUUGUGGAUUCUGUGGUGCUGGGGGGUUCGGAUAGGGCUGGGGGUCCUGGAGAUGCUGGGGGUCCUGGGAAGGCUGAGGAUCCUGGAAAGGCUGGGAAGGCUGGGGGCUCACGGAAGGCUGGGGGUCCUGGGAGGGCUGGGACCCUCUGGAGCACAGCUCCAGGCUGGGGAGCUCACGGCGGGGUGGGCUGUGGUGAACACGGGCUGGAGUCCCUGGGCAGGGAAGUCUGGCCGCUCCCAGCCUGCAGGAGGGGGGAAACUGAGGCAGGAGAUGCAAUUGCCGCCCCGUGCAUCCCCUUGCUGCCCCGGCCGGAGGACCCAGCAGGGGCUCGGCGGCCGCGGGGCCCCGGGCCCGUCACGGCUCCUUUGUGCCACGGGCACGGCACCAGCGCCGCUGCUGACUCAGCGAUUCUGCCCGGGCACCGCCGUGGAGCCCCGUGACCAUCGCGGGGACCUGCCAGGGCAGCGGGUGGCGACAGCUCUGCGGAAAGCCGGCGGCAGCCGCGGUCCUGUGUGCGGCCGAGGGACAGACGGACACUGCGGCUGAGCAGGACCCGCUGCCAUGGGCUCCCGGCACUUCCCGGCCCGGACCGUGCUCUUUGAGAAGGAAUCCAACGGUGUCACCUACCGUGUGCCCGCCCUGCUCUACCUGCCCUGCGUGGCCAAGCUGCUGGCGUUCGCCGAGGAGCGCCUCAGCGCCGACGAUGCCCACGCCAACCUGCUGGUGCUGCGCCGCGGCACCAUCUACGGCAGCUACGUGGAGUGGGAAGACAUGCGUGUGCUGGAGACGGCAACGCUGCAGCACCACCGGUCGAUGAACCCCUGCCCACUCUACGAUGAGUUCACAGGCACCCUCUUCCUCUUCUUCAUCACCGUGCUGGGCAGGACGCCUGAAGCCUACCAGAUUGUCACCGGCCAAAACGUCACCCGCCUCUGCUGUGUCACCAGUGCUGACCAGGGCCUGAGCUGGAGCACAGCCACAGACCUGACACAGGAGGUCAUUGGUGCGACCAUCAAAGACUGGGCGACGUUCGCGCUGGGCCCCGGGCACGGGAUCCAGCUGCGCUCGGGCCGGCUGCUGGUGCCCGCCUACAGCUACCACAUCGACUGCAAGGAGUGCUUCGGGCAGCUCUGCAAGACCACCCCGCACUCCUUCGCCUUCUACAGCGACGACCACGGCCGCGGCUGGCGCUUCGGGGAGUUCAUCCCCAACCUGCAGACGGGCGAGUGCCAGCUGGUGUCCGUGGACGAGGAGGACGGAUCCAACGUGCUCUACUGCAACGCCCGCAGCCCCUUGGGCUUCAGGGUCCAGGCGCUCAGCACGGAUGACGGGGCCGUGUUCCACGGGGGGCAGCUGGUGCAGCGGCUGGUGGAGCCCCCCCACGGCUGCCACGGCAGCGUCAUUGGCUUCCCCGCGCCACUCGUGUACGUCCCCAGCGCCUCCCGGGGCACCAGGACACCCCUCCAGGGCUCAGCCCGCCCGCUGCUCCCCGGGGCGCUCCGGGGGCUCAGGCACCUGCCCGCCCGGCAGGCAGGAGGUGCUGGGCUGCUCACUGGCAGCCACCAUCAGCCAGACGAGCCCAGUGAGCAUCACAAUGAUGCCCACAGUGUCACCUUGCUCCAGGGGCACUCUGCAGCAUCCCCCAGCCCCACUCCUUUCUUCCAGCCACCAACAUGGAUCCUCUACUCGCACCCCACCAGCUCCAUGUCGCGGGUCAACAUGGGGGUUCACCUGAGCACCUUCCCCAGGGACGCAGAGAGCUGGACGGAGCCCUGGGUCAUCUACGAGGGCCCGAGCGCCUACUCGGACCUGGCGUACCUGGAGCUGUCCCCCGGGGAGGCGCCGGUGGCCGGGGGCACGGCCAUCGCCUUCGGCUGCCUCUACGAGAACGGCACACGCUCCCCCUACGAGCAGAUCUCCUUCAGCAUGUUCACGCUGCACGACGUGCUGCAGAACAUCCCCCUGACGGCCACUGCUCCCUGCCACCGGGCCAAGAGGAGGAGAAGGAGCUGCCUCGUGUCCUGAGCCCACCCUGGUCAGCUCCCCACCCACCCCAGUGCUGCAUCCCAGAGCAUCAACCCCUCCAGCAUGGCCACAUCACACACAGGCGUGUCACUGUCCCCACACUGGGGUUUCUCUCCUUUUUAUUGCUAUUUUUAAACUCUGUUUUGGUUGGGAGCCUCAGGCUCCUCUCCAGGCAAGCAAACAGAUGUUGGGGGGCAGCAGCAGCAGUGCAGGGGGAGGCAGCCAGGGGUAUCCUGUGCCAUCCCUGUGCUGGCUCAGGGGAAUAUGGUGCUCCCCUUGUUAUAAAUUGUUGUGCUAUAUAAAUAUGUCAAAUGUCAAAUAAUUUCUUUUUCAUGAAAAGAUUUUUUUUCUCAAUGUCUCUGAAGUCACUGAUGGGGUUUGGGCUGGGGUACAGUUCCACUCCUUCUUAGUAGCUGGGAUGGAUCUGGGGUUUAUAUUUGAUCUAAUGAAAAAUAUUUGUGUUGCAUAACUUGUAUGUUUGGGCUUUUAGUUCUCUCUCUUCAUUAUUUUCCUUUUUAUUACAAUUUAUAAUUAUUAUUUCAAUUAUUAAAGUGUUUUUAUGUCAA